UACAGACCAGCCAGGAGCUAAGCUAGCUAGCUAGCCUUAUAAGAAACAACAUUCUUUCAUCGGUUGUUUUUCUGGGGGUUGAUAUCGUUCAUUUGUCAUUCAUAACGCUAUUUACAAUAGUUAGGUAAGCAACACAAGUGAAGAACAGACGGGAAUUUUACUUGACUGACCAGACCAGCCAAAAACGGCAGAAACUAGCUGGUCAGCUAGCUUAGCUAGCUAACGUUACCUGUAACGCUAAGACAUUGCAGCCAUUUGUCUUGUGUGACCUGACGAUAAUUCCGCUGACAUCCAAAGACUCCCAGCAUGCUGAUGGUGGGAGGCGAUGGACGGCUGCACUAGAAUGAGUGUGAAGGAGCUGUGUGAGACUGAUGACCUGGCUACCCGUCUGGUGCUGGACCCCUUAUUGGGGUUUAGCACCCACAAGAUGAACAUCAGUCCGCCUCCAGAGAUCCGUCGUUGGGGUAACCUCAAAGAGACUUUGUUACGAUUCCAGCGUACACAUGACUUCCAGGCAACAUUUGAAGCACUGACGGUUGGGGAACUGGCGGGUGACUACUUCACUGAGCUGGGAACCCAUCGGCAGGAACUGCUGAGACAACAUGUGUAUCGUUACCUCAGUGCCUUCCUAUUGGACAGUGGAGUCAAAAUAGAGUCUUGUGACAGAUACUCCUCAGAGACCAACGGAGCAAAGAUAACUUCAACAAGGCACUGGUUUGUGGGUGAGCGCGUGGAGGUUCUGUUGGGCUGUGUAGCGGAGCUGAGCCCUGCCGACAGCGCCGUUCUUCGGGCCGGAGUUAAUGACUUCAGUGUUAUGUACUCCACACGCAGGCGGUGUGCACAGCUCUGGUUGGGACCUGCAGCUUUCAUUAACCAUGACUGCAGACCAAAUUGCAAGUUUGUCCCUGGUGAGAAGAAUGGUGCUUGUGUUGAGGUGAUCCGACCUAUCUCACCUGGGGAGGAGAUCACGUGUUACUAUGGUGCCAGUUUUUUUGGUGAAGGCAAUGAAAUGUGUGAAUGCUGCACCUGUGAAAGGAUUGGAGAAGGUCACUUCAAACACAGAGGGAAGCAGCCGGAUUGUGAAGAAACAAAGGACUCUCUGGGGCAGAAGUACCGUCUGAGAGAGCGAUAUCUUCGUCAAAACAGAGAGAAGGUUCACUGUCCUACAAGACCCACACUUCCAGGAACACACUCAGCCAUCCCCUCAAGGAAUUCCUUUACCCAGCAGAUGAAGAGAAAUGCCUUGAUGAGCAGAAAAUUGACCAAGACAAAGAAGUGGAGAUUAGAGAAACACAGAUCGGGAAAGAAUCAAUUUAAACCCUCCUCAGUUACGCAGUGCCUGGGAGUUGCAGAUUUAUCACAAGUGAAACUAAGAGACCUCAGAAUCCGAGUACGGCGCCACACUUUGGAUUUUCUAUUAAAUUGUAAGAACCCAAGAAGCAAAGAACGGGCCUUACUCCAACUGCUGGAAGAAGUGAAGCCCAAAGAAAAACAGCUGAAUGUAUUAUGCUCAACAAGUGAAAAAGUUGGUGAUCAGAAUCAGAAUCAGAAUACUUUAUUCAUCCCCGAGGGGAAAUUGGAUGAAGGGGAUAACAGCAAUGCGAAAUCUAUUGGUGUGGUAAACUUGAAGGCUGUCACUCUAAACUCUCCUGUGUCCCCACUUGAGAAAAGUAAAUCAGCGGUUAGCAGUGCAAGCCUUGGUGAGAAGUCUCCCAAAGUGUUGGACACAGAGAUCGCCUGCAGAAAGAUGUUUUCAAGAACAAGGAGAACAGAAGCAAUGUAUCCUACAGUAGGACCGACACUGAAGGCACUAGGCAUAAAAGUCGCAGGGGUCAAAAUCUAG
Molecule: messenger RNA, 1843 nt
Organism: Lampris incognitus (smalleye Pacific opah)
Lineage: Eukaryota; Metazoa; Chordata; Actinopteri; Lampriformes; Lampridae
Gene: kmt5c
Product: lysine methyltransferase 5C
Exons: 10
Coding region: 326-1843 (505 amino acids)
Cellular component (GO): nucleus
Molecular function (GO): protein binding; histone H4K20 methyltransferase activity
Source: RefSeq, a predicted model, not a curated record